This is a messenger RNA of Didymosphaeria variabile, 537 nucleotides long. RefSeq lists its product as uncharacterized. Gene Ontology annotation, molecular function: glutathione transferase activity; glutathione peroxidase activity. The coding region runs from base 1 to 537 and encodes 178 amino acids. Lineage: Eukaryota; Fungi; Ascomycota; Dothideomycetes; Pleosporales; Didymosphaeriaceae. Gene Ontology annotation, biological process: glutathione metabolic process. The record is from RefSeq and is a predicted model, not a curated record. Gene Ontology annotation, cellular component: mitochondrion; peroxisome. The transcript has 3 exons.
AUGUCCAUACCGAAGAUUACCCUAUUUGUCGACAUCGUGAGCCCGUUCGCGUACAUCGCGUUCUAUGCUCUGCAUAACUUCCCAGCCUUUAAGCAAUGUGACAUUACGUAUGUACCCGUAUUUCUGGGAGACAAAGACAAGUGGAUAAACACCGAGCGCAUUCGCUGGUCCAAUUAUCUCAAUGUCCCCGUCUCUCAAUCGUCUCCACCUGGCUUCCCCACGAAUACAAUAUCCAUUCAACGCGUUUUGACUGCAAUCUCCCUCUCGCACCCUGCCUCUCUCCCUAGUGCCCUUUCUCUAUUCUGGCAGAACUACUGGGUGCACUGGAACGACCCUUCGACCCCAGAAAACCUACUUGCGAUCGUGAGUACGAUUGUGGGUGGGGAGGAGGAGGCAAGGAGGGUGAUUGAGGCUAGCAAGGGGAAGGAAGUCAAGGAGAAGUUGACGGAGAACACUGAAUGGGCGGUUAGGGAGGAGGCUUUUGGGUUGCCAUGGUUUCUUGGUGAGUGUGAUUGCUGCUGUGUGGUGAGGCAGUAA